AUGUCAGCGUGGCCACAAGCCACUUUGGGAAGCCAAACAGCCAAAUACAAAUCUCACAACUGGGAGUUCCUGGUGGCCGUUUUGGUCGCAGCCAUAUCCAUCUCUAUUCUCAUAGCCUUUCUGGCUAAAUGCCAGGUAGUGCGGAGUUACCUGGCCAGCUACAGGCACACACGGCUGAGGGAGAUAGACAGCGUCAGCCAGUGUGACUCGUCAGGGCUGGAGGUGGAAUUCGCCAUGCACAAUGGACGUGGCAUUAACCCUCACUGCAUCCCUCCUGUGAUCGAGGAGGACGAUGACGGCUUCAUCGAGGACAACUACAUCCCGGCCAGCGAGAGAGCGAGGGCUGAAAGAGCAGCGGAGAACAUGGAGGACACAGAGGACACAGAGGAAGAGAUGGAUGAAAUUGAAUUCACCAUCGCUUAG
Messenger RNA from Cottoperca gobio, 423 nucleotides. It is a transcript of the gene c4h1orf210, whose product is annotated as chromosome 4 C1orf210 homolog. NCBI's taxonomy places the organism in Eukaryota, Metazoa, Chordata, Actinopteri, Perciformes, Bovichtidae. Bases 1 to 423 code for a protein of 140 amino acids. The record is from RefSeq and is a predicted model, not a curated record. The transcript has 3 exons.